CAUGUAUAUGUGACCUCCUCAGAGUAUAUAAAAUUGGAAAGCAAAUUAAUUCAUCUAGAGUCAUUUCAGUCACUGUUAGCUGGUGCCAUGGAGCCUCUAGGGACAGUGACCAUUUUGAUGAUCAUAUGUAUCUCUUGCCUUGUUUUCCUUGCAGUCAGGAGCAGAACGCCAGAGAAUGCAAAGCAGCUGCCACCUGGCCCACCUCCACUGCCCAUCGUAGGGAACGCUCUGCAGCUGAAGACCAACAACCUGGCCCAGGUUCUCCAGGAGUUUGGUGAGAAGUAUGGCUCUGUGUUCACAAUGUAUUUUGGAACAGAACGGGUUGUGGUGCUGCAUGGCUAUGAUGCAGUGAAAGAAGCGCUGAUCGACCGUGGAGAGGAAUUUGCUGCCAGGGGACGCCUGCCAUUAGCUGAUGAUGUCAACAAGGGAUUAGGAAUUGGAUUCAGCAAUGGGGAGGGGUGGAAGCAGCUCCGGCGUUUUGCCCUUACCACCCUGCGCAACUUUGGCAUGGGAAAGAAAAGUAUUGAGGAGAGGAUCCAGGAGGAAGCACAGUUCCUGCUAGAAAAGUUCCAGGACACGCAGGAGAAGCCCUUGGAUCCAACCUACUCGCUCAGUUGUGCUCUCUCAAAUGUCAUUUGUGCAAUUGUCUUUGGGAAACGAUACGAUUAUAAUGACAAGAAGUUCCUAUCCAUGAUGAGCUUAAUGAAUGAAAACUUUCAGGUUUUUAGCUCUUCUUGGGGACAGCUCUACAACCUCUUUCCUUCUUUGAUGAAAUGCAUCCCUGGGCCCCACCACAAAGUGCUGAAAAACAACUUGGCACUCAGACAGUUUGUUUUGGAGGAGGUUGAAGAACACAAGCCCACUCUGGACCCCAGCUCACCUCGGGAUUUUAUCGACUGCUUCCUUAUGAAAAUGGAUCAGGAAAAAGGUUAUAGUGCAUCCCAUUUCACCAUUGAAAACCUGGCCAUAAGCACAGUUGACUUGUUUGCGGCUGGAACAGAGACCACCAGCACCACACUGCGAUACGGGUUCAUGAUCCUCCUCAAAUACCCAGAGAUACAAGAGAAAGUGCAUGAAGAAAUUGACAGAGUUAUUGGCCGAUCACGAAGUCCUUGCAUGGGAGAUCGUGGGGAAAUGCCUUACACAGAUGCGGUCAUCCAUGAGAUCCAGAGGUUCAUCUCUCUCCUCCCACUGAGCGUCCCUCAUGCAGUACUCAAAGACACACCGUUCAGACAAUAUGUCAUUCCAAAGGGCACUACCAUAUAUCCUAUUCUGACGUCUGUGCUACAUGACAGCAAAGAAUUUCCAAACCCCAAAGAAUUUGACCCGGGACAUUUCUUGCACAAAGAUGGCACCUUCAGGAAGAGCGACUAUUUCAUGCCUUUCUCAGCAGGGAAGCGGAUAUGUGUGGGGGAAGGUCUGGCCCGUAUGGAGAUCUUCUUGUUCUUGACCACCAUAUUACAGAACUUCACUCUGAAGUCCAUCAUUGACCCCAAGGACAUCGAUCUCACACCGGUGUUGAGCAGCAUAGGCAACUUCCCUCGGCCCUAUCAGCUCUGCAUUGUCCCUCGCUGAAAAGCCUGCCUCAGGAGGGCUGCACAUGUGGAAAAGUCGCAGCCUGGCCAAUCUUUGUUCAAAAAACCCAUAACACAAUAUCUCCUCAUGUGUGGAGCCCUAUCUUCUUACCUGACUAUUUGUUGAAAUGUUACUUUGGGGAUCGUGCUAGAGACUAUUUCAUGUUGAAGACAUUAUUGCAAAGGACAAAUAGCAGGAUUUAGAAAUUAGUCCCACACAAAAAAAUCCCAUUCUUAUCUUUCUUGCCCCUUCAUAUGCAUAUGUGUGCAGCAGCGUAGCUAGCCGCUGGAGUGACUGGUGCAUGGGCGUGUCCUGCAGCCAGGGGUGUGUCGAGCCACCCAUGGGGGCGGGGCAAACCUCUCCAAUGCUUGGAGCCUCUCCGCCGCCUCCCCCUCAGCUGUAGGGCAUCUGAGGGAGAGGCAGUAGGCAGACACAAAUCCCACAUUGCAGCGCGAAACUUGCACGUGCCUAAGCCACCAUGUCACUCCAAAAAAUUUCAUGAGCCCAAUUUUUUAAAAACUCAUUUUGUCACACACCUCUCAAUGAUGACAUCCGGGGCAGACUGUACCCCCCCACCCCCUUCCUCCACCACUGUAUUUGUGUGAUGGGCAAAAUCUGCCAAGAUGUAAGCUUUUUAGCCACUGAGUCUUGUUACUCUUUGUGCUAAAUGAAGCCAAUCAGAGUGGAAGGAACUGAGUCAACCACUGAGGAACUGGCGACCCUCAAUGGUGGUUGGAGUCUUGCACCCAUCACCCCUGAUGUUGGCUGGGGCAGAUGGGGGCUGGAGUCCAGGAAUAUCUGAAGGGCUGCAGGUUCCCCAUUCUUGCCAUGAGGGCUCAGUUGGGACAAUUCCCAUAAUCCCAUUUCAUUGGCUAGGUGGCUGGAGAUAAUGGGAGCUGCAGUCCAGCAACAAAAUCUCCAACCUUGACUUGGUGGGUUGAAGUGCUGCAGGCUGUAGAAGCUGGGUGGGUUGAGACCCCUGUCUGAGAUGACCUUUUCAUUCCCUCGCAUGUCGUACCUGAGAUACAGCAAAGUUGUUUAACUGAGUGACAACAUAAGCUUUUUUGGUAACCCUUCUAUAGAUCUGUACACUGAGAUUGGCAGGUAUGUCAAUGCUAAUAAUAAAGCACAGGCAGACAAUUUUAUUUGGAAAGAUAUUCCAAUAAACUCAGUUUGGAGUUUCCCGGUGCUAGAACAAAAUGUCUUUCACUUUCAGCCUGAGCUAAGAAGGAAAGUCUUUGGAGGGUGCUGCAGAAAUCAAUAGCUUUUAAAAUCUUUACCCCUUUCAACUAGUAGAACAUCCUUGAGACUUGACAUUUACAAAUGUUUGCCAAUAAUUCCUUUAAGGGUAACCAUGUUCUAAAGAACAGAUAGCAAUACUGGAUGCAACUGAACUUCUGAGUAAGUAUGGGAAAUGAACUAAGUUGGAUCCAGAAAUCUACUAGUCCUAGGAAGCAUAUCUUCAAGAAAGGCACAGAGCAUAGAUGGGCAAGAUCUCCCAAGCCUACCUUGGAUGAACUUGGAAAUCAUCCAAGAUCUUCCAGGAUAAGAAAACUAUUUUUUUUUCUCCUGAGCCCAACUGAGGCUCUCACUGUCUUUAAAAAUCUAGAACUGAGAAAAUAGCCCUCCCUCAAAUUCUCCACUUACUUUGUGGGUGGCAAAAUAAGGAAGGUCAUUGUGGCGUUUGCCCUCCGAGGUGUGUGACAUCAUACUGGGUUCAUAAGGAAAGGGUUAACUAAUUGUAAAAUGACUAACCUAUAGGAACCCAAGGGGAGAAGUUAGAGUUAGUGUUAGAGUUGUUAAGAAGUCAGUUGAGAGUUAGAGAAGGGAGAGGGAGGAUAAGUCUGUGGGUUGGGCUAGUUUGAUGUGAGAACGUGAGAGAAUCAGUUAAGAGGAGUCAGUUAAACAGUUGGGAUAAUCAGUUAGAAGGUAUUAGAAAGGUAUAGGCCGGUAAAGAAACUAAGAUUAAGAAACUGACAAGAAAAUUAACUGAGAAACCAUAUUUGUUAAUGCUUACAAAAUAAACUUGUUUAUUUGAUUUAAUUUUAACAA
Podarcis raffonei (Aeolian wall lizard) is the source of this 3627-nucleotide messenger RNA. Its product is annotated as cytochrome P450 2C19-like. The coding region runs from base 88 to 1575 and encodes 495 amino acids. The record is from RefSeq and is a predicted model, not a curated record. Gene Ontology annotation, molecular function: iron ion binding; heme binding; oxidoreductase activity, acting on paired donors, with incorporation or reduction of molecular oxygen, reduced flavin or flavoprotein as one donor, and incorporation of one atom of oxygen. Gene Ontology annotation, cellular component: intracellular membrane-bounded organelle; cytoplasm. Lineage: Eukaryota; Metazoa; Chordata; Lepidosauria; Squamata; Lacertidae. Gene Ontology annotation, biological process: xenobiotic metabolic process. The transcript has 9 exons.